AUGAUUGGACGCAGAGACGGAGCAUUGAUGAGAACCAACAACAGCAAUCAAUCACUGCGUAAAUCAAGAAUUGCAAUUGCAAUUGCCGUUGGAAUAUUCCUUGGAUGUAUCUUCGCUUUAUUUUUCCCUCAUGGAAUAUUCUAUUCCAAUUCUCCCCACUUUCACCAUCAACAUCUCACAAGAUCCAUUUCCAAGGUGGUAUCAACAUCUUGUGAAUCAUCCGACAAGCUGAACAUGUUAAAAGGAAAGUUUGUGGCUGAAUCAGAGAAAAAUGCUGAGUUGAAAAAACAGAUUAAUGUGUUGACUGAAAAGCUUAGAUUAGCUGAGCAAGGUAAAGAUCAUGCAGAGAAGCAAGUGUUGGUGCUGGGUGAACCGCAUAAAGCAGGGCCUUUUGGUACCGUUCAGGGUUUAAGGACGAACCCAACAAUCGUUCCAGAUGAUUCUGUGAACCCGAGGUUAGCAAAAAUUUUAGAGGAAGUUGCUGUUGGGAAGGAACUUAUAGUUGCUUUGGCAAAUUCAAAUGUAAAGGAGAUGUUGGAGGUUUGGUUUACAAGCAUCCAGAAAGUGGGGAUACCCAAUUAUUUGGUUGUUGCUUUGGAUGAUGAGAUUGCCGAGUUUUGUGAAAAGAAUGAUGUUCCAGUGUAUAAGAGAGACCCAGAUGAGGGAAUUGAUUCUGUAGGAAAGACUGGAGGCAAUCAUGCUGUUUCGGGACUGAAAUUUCAUAUCUUGAGGGAAUUUUUGCAGCUCGGAUACAGUGUUCUUCUAUCAGAUGUUGAUAUUGUGUUUUUGCAAAACCCUUUCCAUUAUCUUUAUAGAGAUUCAGAUGUGGAAUCCAUGAGUGAUGGCCACAAUAAUAUGACAGCUUAUGGUUAUAAUGAUGUUUUCGAUGAACCUGCAAUGGGUUGGGCUCGAUAUGCCCAUACAAUGAGGAUAUGGGUUUACAACUCUGGCUUUUUCUACAUCAGACCAACAAUUCCUUCAAUCGAGCUUUUGGAUCGUGUUGCCAAUCGGCUAUCUCAUGGGAAUGCUUGGGACCAGGCAGUUUUCAAUGAGGAACUCUUUUUCCCUUCACAUCCUGGGUAUGAUGGACUUUAUGCAUCCAGGAGAACUAUGGAUUUCUAUCUCUUUAUGAACAGCAAGGUCCUCUUCAAAACUGUGCGGAAAAAUGCUAACUUAAGCAAGCUCAAGCCAGUGAUUGUGCAUAUAAAUUACCAUCCUGAUAAGCUUCCACGUAUGCAAGCAGUGGUGGAAUUCUAUGUUAAUGGCAAGCAAGAUGCACUAAGCUCUUUCCCUGAUGGAUCAGAAUGA
This is a messenger RNA of Dovyalis caffra, 1308 nucleotides long. The record is from the annotation of a GenBank genome assembly. Lineage: Eukaryota; Viridiplantae; Streptophyta; Magnoliopsida; Malpighiales; Salicaceae.